Messenger RNA from Entelurus aequoreus (snake pipefish), 4829 nucleotides. Its product is annotated as solute carrier family 35 member F1-like. Gene Ontology annotation, biological process: transmembrane transport. The record is from RefSeq and is a predicted model, not a curated record. Gene Ontology annotation, cellular component: membrane. The transcript is spliced from 8 exons. The coding region runs from base 203 to 1360 and encodes 385 amino acids. NCBI's taxonomy places the organism in Eukaryota, Metazoa, Chordata, Actinopteri, Syngnathiformes, Syngnathidae. Gene Ontology annotation, molecular function: transmembrane transporter activity.
ACACGUGUAUGGAUUUCACUCAGCACUCCUCUUGGCGCUCCAGAAGAAGACCAAAUAUUCUCAUUAUCUCGCGUGGACCAUCAGAACACCAUCACCACCUUCAACACGUCACGCAGGACGCAUCCCUUUCCUCCCCUUCAUCCUCCUCCAGCCUCGUCUUCUUACCUCUUUGUGUGUCGGAAUGGUCUAAUAAUCGAUCGAGAUGAUUUCCGUCGUGUCGACAGUGGAGAACCUUCCCCGAGACGCGGAGAGUCCUUCAGACAACAUGUUUACACGCUUCAAGAACAUGUUCAGCAGAGACCUGCUUGUGACGUUGGCCUUAGGUCAGGUACUGUCCUUGUUGAUCUGUGCCAUUGGCCUGACCAACAAGUACCUGGUUGAUGAUUUCCACGCCAACACGCCGGUGUUCCAGAGCUUUCUCAACUACAUCCUACUAUUUCUGGUCUACACCACCACACUGGCAGUCAGGCAAGGGGAAGGCAACUUGUUGGCAAUCUUGAAGCAACGCUGGUGGAAGUACAUGAUUCUAGGGUUUAUUGACAUUGAGGCCAACUACCUGAUACUAAAAGCUUACCAAUACACCACACUGUCCAGUGUACAGCUGUUAGACUGCUUUGUCAUCCCCGUGGUCUUGCUGCUUUCCUGGUUUUUUCUGCUGGUGAGGUACAAGGCGGUCCACAUUUUGGGCACGUUACUGUGUCUGCUGGGCAUUGGCUGCAUGGUGGGGGCUGACGUCCUUCUAGGCCGCCAGCAGGGCCUCGGUGAGCAAAAGUUGUUUGGUGAUCUUUUAGUUUUGGGGGGAGCAACACUUUUCGGGAUCUCGAACAUCUGUGAGGAGUUCAUAGUGAAGAAUAUGAGUCGCGUGGAGUUCCUGGGAAUGAUGGGUCUAUUUGGAUCAUUCUUCUGCGGCAUCCAGCUGGCCAUCAUGGAGCACAAGGAGCUACUGAGGGUACGGUGGGACUGGCAGUUAGGUCUUCUCUACGUGGGCUUUAGUGUCUUCAUGUUCAGCCUGUACAGUUUAAUGCCACUAGUGAUGAAGAGGACCAGUGCCACCUCAGUCAACCUCUCUCUCCUCACGGCUGACCUGUACAGUCUCUUCUGUGGGCUCUUCCUCUUUCAUUACAAGUUCUCUUGCCUCUACUUGUUAUCGUUCUUCAUCAUCAUCUUGGGCCUCGUGGUUUAUUCGUCCGCAUCUCCCUACAUGGUCCAGGACCCUCGUGUCUACAAGCAAUUCAGGAACACAUUCAACCAGUCGGCCAGAGACCCACCCCAGCCUAGUCAUAGAGUCAUGGAACCCUCCGUGACCUACACCAGCCUGGACCUGGAGUCAGGAGAGGAGUCAAGUUUACGUGUCAUUUAAAAUGGCAAUGCUUUUAUUUUAUUAUUUUUUUACUGUGAGAGCCUAGUGCUGUUUUCAUCCAAAGUUUUGCAUAAAGAUCCGCCUCCAGUCUGCUGAGCAGGAAAACCCUGUGAUCAUUGACUAUAUGGGGGAUCCAGGUAUUGAGUGGCCUAAGAUUUAGCUCUGUGUCCAAGUUAUCAAGAGAAUGUUCCUACUGUAAGAAUUAAGUGAGUCAGUGUUAUAAACCAGGACUAACCACUACCCUAGUGAUUGUAAAUGAAUACAAAAUUGUAUACAGUGGAGAAAACAAGUAUUUUUAUACCAUGUUUUUCUAAGUUUACCCCUUACAAAUAUAUUAAGCAGUCCACUAUUUUUUAUUGUAGCUUUAUUAUAACUGAGUGAGACAUAAGGUCAAAUAAAUCCAGAAGAAAUACAUUGAAUAAAACUUGUAACUUAAUGUGUAUUUGUUUGAGUCAAAUAAGUACAAAACCCGAAACCAGUGAAGUUGGUAAAUAAAAACAGAAUACAAUGAUUUGCAAAUUAUUUUCAACUUAUAUUCAAUUGAAUAGACUGCAAAGACAAGAUAUUUAAUGUUCGAACUGAGAAAACUUUUUUUUUUGCAAAUCAUUAACUUAGAAUUUAAUGGCAGCAACACAUUGCAAAACAUUUGGCACAGGGGCAUUUUUGCCACUGUGUUACACGGCCUUUCCUUUUAACAACACUCAGUAAACAUUUGGGAACUAAGGAGACCUAUUUUUGAAGCUUUUCAGGUAGAAUUAUUACCCAUUCUUGCUUGAUGUAAAGCUUAAGUUGUUCAACAGUCCAGGGUCUUCGUUGUCGUAUUUUAGGCUUCAUAAUGCGCCACACAUUUUCAAUGGGAGACAGGUCUAGACUACAGGCAGGCCAAUCUCGUACCCACACUCUUUUAUUACAAAGCCACGCUGUUGUAAUACGUGCAAAAUGUGGCUUGGCAUUGUCUUGCUGAAAUAAGCAGGGGCGUCCAUGAAAAAGACGUUGCUUGGAUGGCAACCAAAACUUGUAUGUACCUUUCAGCAUUAAUGGUGCCUUUACGUUACCCAUGCCUUGGGCACUAAUACACCCCCAUACCAUCACAGAUGCUGGCUUUUGAACUUUGCGCCUAUAACAGUCCGGAUGGUUCCUUUCCUCUUUUGUCCGGAGGACACAACGUCCACAGUUUCCAAAAACAAAUUCAAAUGUGGACUCGUCAGACCACAGAACACUUUUCCACUUUGCAUCAGUCCAUUUAGGAUGAGCUCAGGCUCAGCGAAGCCGGCGACGUUUCUGGGUGUUGUUGAUAAAUGGCUUUCGCUUUGCAUAGUAGAGUUUUAACUUGCACUUACGGAUGUAGCGACGGAAUGUAGUUACUGACAGUGGUUUUCUGAAGCGUUCUUGAGCCCAUGUGGUGAUAUCCUUUACACCCUGAUGUCUCUUUUUGAUGCAGUACCGCCUGAGGGAUCGAAGGUCACGGGCAUUGCGCUUACGUGCAGUGAUUUCUCCAGAUUCUCUGAACCUUUUGCUGAUCUUAUGGACCGUAGAUGGUGAAAUCCCAAAAUUCCGUGCAAUAGCUCGUUGAGAAAUGUUGUUCUUAAACUGUUGGACAAUUUGCUCACGCUUUUGUUCACAAAGUGGUGACCCUCGCCCCAUCCUUGUUUGUGAAUGACUGAGCAUUUCAUGGAAUCUGCUUUUGUACCCAAUCAUGGCACCCACCUGUUCCCAAUUAGCCUGUUCACCCGUGAGAUGUUCCAAAUAACUGUUUGAUGAGCAUUCCUCAACUUUCUCAGUCCUUUUUGCCACUUGUGCCAGCUUUUUUUAAACAUGUUGCAGGCAUCAAAUUCCAAAUGAGCUAUUUGCAAAAAAUAACAAAGUUUACCAGUUCGAACGGUAAAUAUCUUGUCUUUGCAGUCUAUUCAAUUGAAUAUAGGUUGAAAGGGAUUUGCAAAUCAUUGUAUUCUGUUUUUAUUUACGAUUUACACAACGUGCCAACUUCACUGGUUUUGGGGUUUGUACUUGAUCCCCUACCAGCCAGCAAACGUUUUGACCCCACACAGGGUCUGUAUAUUUAUAAAACACACUAACAAAUCCUGUCACUUUAAGAAAGUACUCCUAUUCUCAACUCAUGAUCUGUAGAAAAUACACAGAAACAUUCUUCAUUCAAACCUCUCGGCAAGACCAAAGAGCUGUCCUCAGGGCAAGGUUGUAGACCUGUGCAAGACUAGAAUGGACCACAAGAGAGCGUUAACAAGAAGCUAGGCCGCAGAGCCCGCGAGGUCCCCCUGCUCAAGACGACAUGUACAUUCUGAAGUUUGACAAUCAACACCUGAAUGACCCACAGAAGAGUGUGGUCACGAAUCGGCAAAGUGGAAGUGUUUGUCAUCAAGUGGACUGGACAUGUUUGCAGAGAAAUGCUGAAUAUUAAUCCAACAACAACGUCAUUACUGGCAAACAUUCUACUUUGUAAUGUUUUUCUCACCCAAAUCCCUCUUGACAUGUGUGCAACACUGCUGACCAACUACAAGAAACUACAACAAUACAUUACUAGGACAAUAAACUACAAUACACAACUACAACUACUAGAAACUUCUAACAAGGAUUAAAAAAAAUUCAAAUGUUUAUUUCAUGUUUUUUUGUAGCAUUUUGUCUGUUCAAAUAAAACUACAUAUUGAAAUCCUGUACUCUUCUUAUCUUUGUAAAGGGUAAACUUAACUUACAUCAAAGGGGAUGACAUUUUUUUUAUUUUCCACACUGAAUAUGUUACAGUAAUUUUCUAUUUCUUUUUAUCUCUCUCCAGACUAUUUGGGCCGUGAACUCGUUAGUAUAUGAAAUAUUGAAAUGGAUCCUUGAUGUGUUUUUUUAGUCACUGGCUGAAAUAUUACAUUACAUACAAAAGUAACCAAUUACGGAAGACAUGAACUACUUACUUCUACGAAGGAGAAGUCUUCAGCUGUAUAUGACAUUGCAUUCAUUCAUUUCAACUUGAUAUUUUGGUUGUAUACAAAACCCAAAACCAGUGACGUUGGCACGUUAUCGUAAAUAAAAACAGAAUACAAUUUGCAAAUCCUUUUCAACCUAUAUUCAAUUGAAUAGACUGCAAAGACAAGAUACUUAACCUUCGAACUGUUACAACAGCGUGGCUUCAUAGUAAAAGAGUGCGGCCUGCCUGUAGUCCAGACCUGCCUCCCUGAAAAUGUGAAAAUAUGAAGCCUAAAAUACCACAACGGAGACUACGGACUGUUGAACAACUUAAGCUGUACAUCAAGCAAGAAUGGGAAAGAUUUCUACCUGAAAAGCUUCAAAAAUGGGUCUCCUCAGUUCCCAAACGUUUACUGAGUGUUGUUAAAAGGAAAGGCCAUGCAACACAGUGGUAAAAAUGCCCCUGUGCCAACUUUUCUGCAAUGUGCCAUUAAAUUCAAAUUUAAUGAUUAUUUACAAAAAAAAUUUUGUUUCUCAGUUCGAACAUUUAAUAUCUUGU